Molecule: messenger RNA, 1028 nt
Organism: Lobosporangium transversale
Lineage: Eukaryota; Fungi; Mortierellomycota; Mortierellomycetes; Mortierellales; Mortierellaceae
Exons: 1
Coding region: 104-874 (256 amino acids)
Source: RefSeq, a predicted model, not a curated record
AUUAGAAACACGACAAUCCUCCAGGGACCCAAGCUAGCUCGAGGCAUUAAAUCGGAACUUAUUCGACCAGCAUAUAUAAUAGUUCCAAACAUGAUGUCUGGAGAUGGCUAUCCCCGGUGGAGCUUCUAAGGAGAGCUGCCUUGCAUUAGGUCGUAUUCUAACAACCAAUUCGACUCUAAUCAUGCUGGAUGUAUCAGGUAACUUUGAAAAGAGAAGGAGCGGUGCCCAGGAAGAUAAGCCGAUAAGUGCCUCUGGCUCUACUACCGCUCCCCCGGAUUAUCAUUCGGUUGGCGGCUUUGGCCCCCAUAUCGCUUUAUCGUUCCCAGCUUUGGCGAAGAACUCGAAGCUGAGGGUACUAUCAAUCGAUCAUAACAGAUUUGGAGAAGAGUCCUUAGUCGAGCUUUGCGAGGCAUUACGACGUAAUACCACCCUGGGUAUUUUCAGCUGCGACGGCAAUGAUGCUUUUACACCAACAGGAUUGGAAACCAUUGCAGAGAUCUUUGCCCCGCCUCGAGUCGAUGCCGUAGCAGUAAAAGCAGUAGCAACGCCAGAAAAUGGGGCCUUGUCCCUCACUCUUUCUCCAGCAUACAACCAAUCACUUUCAAUUUGGGAUCUCAAGGCAGAGGAGAUCUUAACGCAGAUGGAGUUGCUUGCAAGAGAGGUGCAGCGACACACGGCAGAACAGUACGGGAUCGAAAAGUUGCAAGCAGGCAAGGAUGUCAAAUUUAUGGGACUUACGCCUCUGGAAGAUGUGAAGAGGCAACUCCAGAAUGCCGAAAGGAACAGAAUUCGAUAUGUGGAAACACACGCACGAAUCAUCGAGGCUAUUAAAGCCAACAACAAACAAGGCAAGGGAGCAAAGAAUAUGUCGUAAUAAUGGUUAUUCGGGGAGCAACAAUAUUCAGAGUACAUGUUAAAAAUAAAAAUAAAAUAAGAUAUUAUUGAGAGUGUGAGAUAAGCAAAUUUUUGUUUUUUUUUUUGCUUUUGUAAUCGUAAAAUUAGACUGACUCAAGCGAACACCGCAGAAC